GCAAUUGACGACGAGACAAGCAUGAUAAGAGAACUCGCUCAAACCGUGACGAGACUGCCGGCCGCCAACUACCACACACUGAAGGCCAUUGUCAUGCAUCUGGGUAAUGUUAUGGCACGCGCGGACGUGAACAAGAUGACAUCUCACAACCUGGCCAUUGUCUUUGGUCCCACGCUCAUCCGACCGGCCAAGGAAACGCCCCUUGAAGCGAUUGAAAACAUCACCCCCUCCACCUCGAUAAUGGAGAAAAUGAUCCUGCACCGGGAGCACAUAUUUGGUUCAGAAUCGAUGGCAGAAUCUUCGGCAAGGGGAGAAACCUAAGUGAGCAUCUCAGUGAGCAUCUAAAGUUGUACAUGCGUACUUCCCCGCGCACGGACGUGUGUGAACAAUUACAAUUUAAGUACACACAUGCUGAGUACAGUUAACGUGUCGUGUAUGUACUGAAUAUCACCGCAACCAGAAACAGAAAUAUACGCCAUACCAGUGUCACUGGAACCUGGAGCCACAGAGGCAGUGAGUGACUAUAUCUGAAUCGGACUUAUACUCUUUUUAGAAUAAAUAUUUUAUUGCGGGA
Molecule: messenger RNA, 574 nt
Organism: Sphaeroforma arctica JP610
Lineage: Eukaryota; Ichthyosporea; Ichthyophonida
Exons: 2
Coding region: 22-321 (99 amino acids)
Biological process (GO): regulation of GTPase activity; signal transduction
Cellular component (GO): cytoplasm
Source: RefSeq, a predicted model, not a curated record